CCCCUCCCCCCCUCUCUCUUCAAAUCAUUCCCAACCCCAGACCCCUUGUCUCGGUAGUCUCCGCUUUCCCCGCAAUAUUAGGGCCAGGGGGGUAUGGCUGGAAUGUCCCGGACCAUCGCGUCCCUUUUCCCCCUCUUCACCUCUUGACGCCGGGUCUUAGUUUGCAGUCCUUUUAAAUCGGACCGCUUCGGAUCAGGCCGAUAGUGUUGAUAGCCUUCAACGCCGAUCCUGCAUGGAAGUAAUGAUGAUGCAAGAUGGCCAUGGAGAACGACACCAGGAGCGGGCCAUCAAGGAAGCGGUUUAGAACAUCCCACGCAUGUGACCUGUGCCGGUCCAGAAAAAUAAGAUGUGACGGUAAUACGCCAUGUGCGGCUUGUGUCGCAACUGAAAACGACUGCACUUAUGGAUCUGAAGCCAACUCGAGGGGAAAGAGUGAUCUCAUCCUGGAAGGGGUGUUGCGUGUUGAGAAGUAUCUUCACGACUUGAAUGCAAACAUUGCAGCAUCGCCACACUUCGUUAAUCGCAGUUCUUCUCAUCCUGUACUGUCACCCGCGGUCGGCUCGUCAGUUGGUAGAAGGAACCUCUUCGGGGGCUCCUUCACAGACCUGCGCAUUACACCUCGGCCUACCCUCUGUCCACAUCCGGACGAGCUAGACAACGCUAACAACCUGGAGAAUGCUGUUCUCGAAUCACGGCAUACUUCUACAACGGAGUCAAUACUACAAUGGCCCCAUUUCGACGUCUUCCCCAGUCUUCGCAAGGACUACACCUCCAUCUCCCACCUUGAGCAGUCUCGUCCUCGCAUCAAGACGAAGAAAGGAAACAUCCAUCCGUACGUGACAGAAGAAGAGGUUGACAGCAUUUUGGAUGCCUUCGAGCAUGCCGUCAACUUCUGGUAUCCUACAGCGUCAAGCGAUCAGCUACAUAAUGCUCGGGCACUUAUCACGAACGUAAACUUUGACGACCACGAUGAGCUCCGCGUCUGUCUUGCUUUACUCGUCAUGGCACUGGGUUGUGCAAGCAAGGUGACGGCAGGCUUGAUGGAAAGCGCUGCUGUCCCUGAGAGCGAACGGAGACGCAGAGCAACUUAUCGUGCAACGGGCGAUAUGUAUUUCGAGAGUGCGCUCAAGAAGCUUUACGUUGCCCACAUGGAUGUCGACUCCAUAGCCACACAGUGUCUUUUCUUCGUAGCUCUUUACUUCGCCUUCCUUCGCCGUCCCCUCCAAGCAUGGGAGUAUAUUUCCGCCGCAGCCACCAAGUGUCUCCUUCUCCUUUCAUACUCUUCCCGAGAUUCCACUUCCGAAGAUCAAGAACGUAUUCGCCGCAUCUUUUGGUCCUGCUACAUCCUCGAAUCUGAUUACUUAGCUGAGCUCUCCAACUUGCCACUAUCAGGUAUUGCGCGUAUUGAAUCCUCAGUUCCGCUACCAGGUGCAGGGUAUAGCACGCAUUCGAACGCCCAAGAGGAGGAGCAAAGCUCCUUGUACUUUUUGGCUUGCAUCUCGAUGAGGAGGCUGCUUAAUCGAGUACAUCAACUACUGUAUGCGAGGGGAACAGGCGCGAGUUUGGAUGAUAAGCGGUUCCCUGGCAUUGUGAAGGAGCUGGAUCAUCAGUUGGAUGAGUGGAGGACUGUGCUUCCAGAAGCCUUUGCUUUCGAGGUUGAGUGGCCGCCAGUCGGUGCGAAGCACAAUAUCACCGGAGUAAAGACGGAGCAUGGGGGGUUCCUGAGGCAAAGGUAUCUCACUUGUAGGAGCGUCAUCUACCGGCCAUAUCUUAUGUGGAUGUUAAGCAGUUCGAAUGCCGGCUCCAACCCUGUCACUAGCCCAAUCAUAACAACCGGUGGAUCCCGUGGCGUCCAAGGUCCCCUGGCCUCCGUUCCAACAAGCAGCACGGCCGUCGGCGUGAACAGUACCACUACCCCGUCAGCUAUGAACAUAAAGCUAGCGGAACACGAAGUCCUAGCUAACUGCAAGUCUUGCCUGGAUGCAUGUUUGCUUCAUAUUUUGAACCUUAGGGGGUUUUCUCAGACCUUAUUAGUUGAUACGUGGGUCUGUUCACUUUCAAUGGCAGGCGCAAUGCUUGUUCUCUUAGCCGCCUGCCGCAUCUCUUUGCUCAAAGACCUCAUCGGGCCCGAUAUCCUCCAAGCGGGAAGCCACUUGAGGGAAUCGUUAGUAGGAUGGCAGAAAGUGCAAGGAGAUCCGAGCUCGCCCAGCGUGGAUCAAAGUGUGCAUAUUAUUGAGGAGGCCGAGAGGUUCAUCAGACAGGUCUAUAAGGGUGGGAAGGAUGAAGAGGAAGGCCGCAUUGAGGAGUAAGAUGGCAAAUCGCAUGGACCGCGAGAAGAAGCCGAUCUCAAAAAGAGAGAAUAUUGACCAAAUUUCAUCAAAACGGCAAGAUGGCCGAGCGGUCUAAG
Neurospora hispaniola is the source of this 2407-nucleotide messenger RNA. RefSeq lists its product as uncharacterized. Bases 255 to 2309 code for a protein of 684 amino acids. Lineage: Eukaryota; Fungi; Ascomycota; Sordariomycetes; Sordariales; Sordariaceae. Gene Ontology annotation, biological process: regulation of DNA-templated transcription; DNA-templated transcription. The record is from RefSeq and is a predicted model, not a curated record. Gene Ontology annotation, molecular function: zinc ion binding; DNA binding; DNA-binding transcription factor activity, RNA polymerase II-specific. The transcript has 8 exons.